Lobosporangium transversale is the source of this 1276-nucleotide messenger RNA. RefSeq lists its product as hypothetical. The transcript is spliced from 2 exons. The record is from RefSeq and is a predicted model, not a curated record. NCBI's taxonomy places the organism in Eukaryota, Fungi, Mortierellomycota, Mortierellomycetes, Mortierellales, Mortierellaceae. Bases 25 to 1188 code for a protein of 387 amino acids.
GACAAAUACAACAGAUAAUAUGCAAUGGCGCCACCCAAGAAGGAGAAAUUACCAACGAUGAGAGAACUACAGGAUCUACUCGCUGCAUUGGAUGCUGGAGGGGACUUAUCCAUUGGCGGCACUGAUAGAGAGUCUGGAAACUUGGAUGAUCUCUAUAAAGACUCUUAUUUUCAUGCGAUCCUUCACAGAACCAUCAAGCUGGAGUCGAUCCUAGUCUCAACCUCGCCUCCAAUCUCAUCGCUAUCCUUGGAAACCGAGGUGCCUCAAAGCAGCAUCAACUGCAAUAGUACAACUGAGUCAUUACCGUUAUCAUCAUCGUCAACAGUACCGGCGCCAGCAACGCAGGGCUUUCCAAAGGGUACAUCUCAUCAAUUUGAUGUUUUGACCCUUCCAGAGGAAUGCUCUUGGGGCGACGACCAUGAAUCUCUUGCUCAAAGAUUGCUUAUCCGCCCUGGCUAUGCCACUGUCCUUACUGCGCUUUUGUCGGCACCAUCGACACCAUUGCCAGGAGCAGAAAAGACACUCGAUACACAAUCCAUCUUUUUGGCUACAGGUUCUCCUGGGAUUGGAAAAUCAUGCCUAGCUUAUUAUCUAUUCUAUAAGCUAUUUGAAGCUGGUCAUGAUGUUGUGAUCAGCGACUCCCUUUUCACAAACGCCUUUGUGGAUAGGACGUAUUAUUCAUGCUAUUCACCGCAUCUGGAAAGACAUCCCGCUAUCUUACAGGCCAUCACCGCAUCAUCAAUAACAGCAGCAGCAACAACAGCAAAAGCACCCAAAGAGAAGCGUACAUGGUGGAUAUGUGACGACGGAUUCUUACCAGUGAAAGGAACGAAAUGUAAUGUCCUCGUUACAUGUACUACGGCGCAAACAGGUCAAUAUAUCAAUACCAUUCGCAGGAAGAAUAAGCUGCCGAUGCCGGUUCAGUUUCAGAUCUCAAAGUGGACAAUAGAUGAGAUUAAAGCUGGUUUAAUCGUAUCAUUGGCAAGUACUCUCCCACAUUCUAGUGCUGAGCCAACAAUCCCAAAGGAACAAGAGGCAGUAUUAGAAACCCUCUGCAAAGAAUAUAAAGGUUGUCCAAGGUCGAUCUUUGCCUGGGUCAUGGAAAAUUGGACGGAUGGAGUGACACCACAGUCAGAGAAUACAACAGAAAGGACAAAGACAAAAAGAAAGACUAAAAAGCGAGCAUGAAAGAGAGGAUGAGAAAGUGCUGUUACAAUUAAUUAUUAUUCACCAAUUUAUUAUAAUUUGAGGUUACCAAAAUAAAAAAAAUAUGCUG